Molecule: messenger RNA, 3626 nt
Organism: Ictalurus furcatus (blue catfish)
Lineage: Eukaryota; Metazoa; Chordata; Actinopteri; Siluriformes; Ictaluridae
Product: N-lysine methyltransferase KMT5A-B-like
Exons: 5
Coding region: 1034-2464 (476 amino acids)
Molecular function (GO): protein binding
Source: RefSeq, a predicted model, not a curated record
GUUUUAUAUAAUAUUUAUAUAACCAGCGACAGUUAUUGAGUAGCAAUGAUGAGCCGGGGGGCGGGUGGUGGGUUUUUGUUUUGGUUUUUUUGUUUUGUUUUGUUUUGUUUUUCUUCUUCUUAAUGAAAUAUUUGGGAAAGGGAAGGGAGGAGAGAAGAGAAAAGGUAAACGAAUCACAUGUAAAUGAAUCACAUGUAAAUUAAUCACAUGAAAAUGAAUCACAUGUAAAUGAAUCAUAUGAAAAUGAAUAAAUAUAUUAAAACGUAAAUGAAAACAUAAAUAAUAUUUUAGUGGCACAACAUAAUAAUAUAAACCAGUCAGAAGUAUUUGUGUAAGUGUAUAAAUAAAAUUUAUAACAAGAAUUUAAGUUUACCCUGUAAAGAUGUGCUCAAAGCUUAUUAUUGGUGUGUGUGAAGGUGUUUUUAGGGCUGGGCUGUGGGUGUGGGUGUGACUGUGGGCGUGACUGUGCCUGGGCUCUCACUGUGAGAGUGAAUAUAUAGGAUGAGAAUGCCAUCCGAUUGUUACUCAAAUUCUUUUUCAGCAGAAGGCUUGCCCGUCACUGAAGACUUUUGAGAUUGCUCCUGAUUUUCAAGACGCUCCAACCUGUUUUGUUCUUACUCUUAUUCUGUUCCUGCAUUUGCUUGUUUGUUUUGCUUGGUGAUUCUAACAUUUUGUGUACAUAACUGUAUUUGCUUGUGUUACUGUUAUUUUCUUCUUUGUUUCCUUAGUCCUGAUUUUCAGCACUGUCCUUCCUGCAUUGUCCGGAUACAUCUGCGUUAAUGAAUAAUGGAUCCCAUUCCAUAAGUGAAGAUACAUUUUCAUUAGUCUAUUUGCAACUGUAUAAACUAUUGACUGUAAAAAUCCUCCCUUCUAUGUACUUUUUAGUACAAGGGCUUGGAAAAACGGUUUGCUGAAUAAGCUUUAAAAGAAGUGUCUUUUUUCUAUUUCCAGUGAAUUCAAAAGGAACUACCUUCUCUGCCCUGUCUGCAAGAAGACCUGGGACUGCCUGUCGGUGCAUCUGUGCAGAGUCUGCAUGAAGACACAUGGCGAAGCAACCAUUGAAGCAGCAGUGGAGCGGGCAAAGGCGGAAAUGCGUGUGCUUCUGGCAACAGGAAGGGUGUUUAAGUACGGCCGGCUGUGUCAGAUUUUGGCUGCUGCUGACCCAAUCAGCAGGUUGAUAGAGGAACUGGAGAGUCACUUUUUGGUGGUGACCGAUGUGCCCCCACCACUACCUACUACCACUGAAAGGUCAGGGCCUUCCUCCUCCAGAGCCACACAGCCACCAGGGUUGGACAGCGAACCGUCAGAGAGCUCCUCUGUCAGCAGCGGAAAAAGAAGCGGUGAGAGCAGUGGCGAAACCUUUCAGUGGUAUGGCAUAAAACCAUGGGUGACCAGCCAGAGAGCACGCCGGGUCUUCAAGACAGCCACCAAGAGUCUGACUGACACAGAUAAGUCUCUGGUGGCUGACUACCUGACACAUUUGAUUGAUACAGCGGAGAAACAGUACCCCAUGAAGCAGACAGACAACGUAGUGAGGGCUAGUCAGCUCCUGGAUUUGCUGGCUGGUCAGUCGAGCACUGAUCGUUCAGAAGGGGAAUCCAGCCGCACUGCCCAUAGCAUUGCUCACAGUGCUGCCCGGCAGAAAGCAGAGACGACAGAUCUGCAAAUGGAUUUUGAGGUAGCAUACAACCGGCUUGUCGAACAGCACCCGGUGACUCUGGAGGGUGAGGCGCCAGAUAAGGCUCUGUGCGCUGACAUCUCACCUAGCUUUCAGCGGAAGCUGUACGAGCGAUGGGUGAAGGCACAGAUGAAACUGCGCAAGCAGCAUAUUCACUCGCACUUUGGCCCUCGUCUACCCAGUGAGGAAAAGGUCAGCAAGUGGAUCUCUGAUCGGGGUUGGAGGACCAACAUACCCGGUGCAGCACAGUUCGUAAAGGAAUGGAAGCCCCAUGGAUCCGUGGACACAGCAAUGGACGCUAAACAGAUCUGGAGACUCACCAGGACCCAGAAGUGGAAGGGACUUCUUGUGACGGAAGAUGGAGGGAAGGGCAAGGGCGUCAUUGCCACCCGAAGAUUUCUGGCUGGUGAGGUGGUGUGUGACUACCACGGGCAGGUCGUCACAGCUUCAGAGGGACACAGCACUCACAGCACUGUAAGUGCGGAGGACGGUGUUCACAUGUUUUUUUUCGAAAACAUGAAUGGACAGGCUAUGUGCAUUGACGCACAUUCGCCUUGCUGUGAGUGCCAUCCAGACCGACAGUCUUUUGGGCGGUUAAUCAACCACUCAAGGAAACGUUGCAACCUGAGGCCCAGAGCAUACACUCUUCAAAACGGGGAGGACAUUAUUAUUUUCCUGGCCACAAAGAACAUUAAAGAAAAUGAAGAACUUUUGUUUGGUUACGGUGUUGAAAGAAGAUCUUUUUAUAGGAAAGGGUUUAGACCUCCUUUGGGUAUGAAUGUGUAAAUACAUGUGAAAAUUUGUGUAAAUACUAGUGUAAAAAAAAUAUGUGAAAUGUGCAUAAAUACAGCCCAUAUUACUUGUUAUCUUCCUUUUUUUUAAUGCACGAGUUUUGCAAUGUAAAUAAACUUGCCUUGACUAGUUUAUAUUAAUAUGCUCUGUGUCACUAAAAUACCGGUGUAAAUGUGUAAAUACUCCUCUGUAAAUAAAAUUUGCAUUUGUAUGAGUGUAUAAAUCAGUUUUGGAACAAGAAUUUAAGUUUACCCUGUAAAGAUGUGCUCACAGUUUAUUUAUUAUUGGUGUGGUUUGGUGUAUAUUGGUAUAUUUCCUAUAAAAGAAAAUCUUUUAUAGGAAAUUAGGUUAGACUUCCUUUGGUUAUAAAUGUGUAAAUACGUGUGUAAAUGUGUGUAAAUACUCCUCUGUAAACAAAAUGUGUAUGUGCCUGAGUGUAUAAAUACAAUUUAUAACAAGAAUUUAAGUUUACACUAUGAAGACGUGCUCAAAGUUUGUUACUGAUGUAGCGUCAUUCCUUGUAGACUUUCACCCAUAUCACUUAUUAGCUGUCUGUUACUACCCUUUUAACGAGCUGUGCCUCCAUGAAAUGCAUCAGCAGCCCAUUUGCAAUGUUGUUGAUGUCACUUGUUGUGACAUUUUUGUUGACUAGCUAGACAGAAGGAAACCAGAAGUUUUUAAAGGACUGAAAAUAUCUACCACCAACCUGCACAUACAUGGUUGAUGACCAUGAUUCUGUUGACCAGCUCACAGUCCGGAGCGAGAUCCUGCAGGAUGUCGUGGGUGAUGAUGAACUCUAAUGGCUUGCUCUCAGUCUGAUUAGUAGGGGAACGUGGUGCAAGGCCAAACACAGAGACUUCAGAGACUCCUUACUGUGUGGCUUAUUCCUGUUCGCAGCGGUCAGGUUGACUUAAAGACAGAAGGACACCAGAAUUUUUAAAGGACUGAAAAGGUCUACCUCUAAUAAACUAUGAGCACAUCUUUACAGGGUAAACUUAAAUUCUUGUUUUAAAUUUUAUUCAUACACUCGUGCAAAUACACAUUUUUAUUGGCUAGUGACAAUGGGACAUUUUUCCUAUGAAAUGUUUUAGAAGUGAUCAUCUCAAAAUUUAAACAAUUGCUGAGAUUAAUAGAAAUAAAGUGUUGAAUAUUGAUA